ACAUAUAUUAUAGUUACAAUUAAACUAAGACCUUUGAGGAUAAGUAAGACAUCUAAAGAUAAGGCGAUGAAGGACGUUGCUUUGUCUGUGAGUUUUUUAGCUGGAUUUCUUCUCAAGUUUUCAUUAUGUGCAGUUGAAAUACCGGACACUAAAAUAGUAAAAUUACCGGACACUAAAAUAGUUAAAUUACCGGACACUAAAAUAGUGCAUCAAACGAUAAAAGAUUCUUUUGCCUGUCGUAAAAACAAUCCAGCUUUAUCUGUCUCUAUUGUGAAGAAUGGAAAGAUUGUGUAUGCUGAUGGGUUUGGUGUGAACUCUUUGAAAACCAAGGAACCAGUAACAAAUACCACACUUUUUGGAAUAGCAUCAUUGACGAAGGGGUUUACUAGUGCACUCUUGGCAAAACUUACUGACCAGAAUAGAAACUACAGUUUGAAUAGCCGAGUAGCAGAGUUUUAUAAAAACUACCCGGUCUUUGAUGGAUAUCUUAGGUCUAAAUUCGCUACCAUCAGGGACCUUCUGUCACACAGAAUGGGGAUACCAAUGCAUAAUUUUAUACGAUUUGAUAGUACAUUGAAUAGGAAGAAUUUAAUCAGACGUCUGAUGGAGCUAAAACCAAGAGGAAGAUUCAGAGACAGUUUCUACUACAGUAAUAUUAUGUAUGGACAGGCUGCAAGACUUGCUGAAAAAAUUGGCAAAGCAACAUUUGAAAAUUUAAUACAGAACCAUUUCUUUCAAAAACUGGGAAUGACAGAUUCCGACUUUUUUACCACUGCAAAUGAAAGUUUAAUUGACCUAGCCCAAGGUUACCUCGAUGUCUAUGGAGAGCUACAUCCGGUCCCUUUUGAAUUGUCAAGGAGAUGGAGCGACUUAUGUGGUGCGAACUGUAUUCUUAGCAGCGCAGUAGACAUGGCAAAGUGGAUGAUGUUUCAAUUGAGUCAUGGAAAGAAUCAAGAUGGCCGCCGAGUAAUGUCAGAAGAUGCACUAGAAGAUACUCAUAGACCAGAGAAUGUGUUAGCCAAGUCUUCAUUGUCUAAAUAUUAUACGAAACCAAAUGUACCAGAAACAUUUAGUCAAACUGGAUAUGCUUUAGGAUGGAGAACAGGACAUUAUAGAGGUUACAAUAUAAUAACACAUACUGGUUCAUCAUGGGGUUACAAGAAUAUGAUAACUCUCUUUCCCGAUAUGAAUGUCGGAAUAUAUACUGCCAUGACAGGUGACGACGAAGACUUCCUGUACCGGUACAGUUUACACCAGUAUCUAGCAGAUAUGUAUUUGGGUGUUACUCCAUGGUUGAAUACCACAUCAAUAUGCUCCUUCCCAGAGCCAUGGCUACCGGUCAAACCAAAGAGAAGUAAACCAACUAUAAACAAGAAUUUAAUGCCAAAGAGAAAAUUAGAUGAUUAUUUAGGAAUUUAUGAAAACCCGGCAUACGGGAAAAUUGAUGUGUUUAUACUUGAUGAAGCAAACAAUAAAAAUAAACUAAUCGCUGAAUAUGGCUAUACUGAUCUUAUCCUAUAUCCAAAAUCUAGUGAAGAUGAAUUUUUCUUUGAAACUGAUGGAAUUGCUGCAAUGCUGAUAAACUUUGGCACUAUACAAUUUAAAUCUACGAAUGGAAUUAUUGAUAAAAUGAGAAUUCCAAGCUUUGAACCUAAAGAUCCGCCUAUAUUUAAAAGAAUAGAUAAACCAAGUACAAAAUCACCGGUUGACCCGACAGAGCCGGAGACGGUUGUUCCGAAAGACCCACUUGUCCCAUCAGAUACAGUGAUGACCAAAAUUCCACCAAAAUCUACAGGGCAAGAAAAGACAAUACUCAAGAGCAAAACUGGCGUAUCUAAAGGUCAGAAAACAAACAAAGAAAUAACAAAAGCAGAUCCUGACCUUAUAAAUACUGAAACUAGAAAAACAAGAGUAGAAAACGUACCAGAUAAUCUGUCUGAAAACCAACCUGACUUGCCUAAUACCGAAACACUUGUGGCUUCAAAAUCUAGAUCAACGGAUCAAGGAACCGAAACAGGUGUUAAAAAUGUUAAUUCGGAUCUUCCAAAACCUGACCAAUCAGGGCUAGCGAAGAAGGUUGCAAAGAGUACUGAAAAGGUGGAAAGUAAAAUUCCAGUGAAAAGUGAAAGUUCCGUGGAUAGUAGCAAAGUUCCUCUUAAAACGGUGACAACAAAGGAAACUGUUCAAACAAGCACGAAAAAAUCCAGACGUCAGAGGCAAACACCACCACCAUCAAAUAUACAAAAGAAAGAAGAAACGGUCACAAAUCCUCCGUCAUCAAAUAUACUAAAGAAAGCAGAAACGGUCACAAAUCCUCCGUCGUCAAAUAUACAAAAGAAAGAAGAAACGGUCACAAUUCCUUCGCCAUCAAAUAUACAAAAUAAAGCAGAAACGGUCACAGAACCUCCGCAAUCAAAUAAACAAAAGAAAGAAGAAACGGUCACAGAACCUCCGCAAUCAAAUAAAGAAAAGAAAACAGAAACGGUCACUAAUCCCCCGCCAUCAAAUAUACAAAAGAAAGCAGAAACGGUCUUAAAACCAAAACCAAUAGUUGCAGAUCAAGGACCUUCAACGACUGCUUAAAUACCUCUGCAUGAGUAUAACAAUAAAAUGUGAAAUGAAAUAGUGGCAGACAUUAAAGGACCAUAUUGAUGGAGAGUUGUCUCAAUAACAAGCCAAUGACUUUGAGAUGAAGAACAGCAAUAAAAGUGCUGUUCCUUUG
Mytilus trossulus (common blue mussel) is the source of this 2722-nucleotide messenger RNA. RefSeq lists its product as uncharacterized. The record is from RefSeq and is a predicted model, not a curated record. NCBI's taxonomy places the organism in Eukaryota, Metazoa, Mollusca, Bivalvia, Mytilida, Mytilidae. The coding region runs from base 67 to 2583 and encodes 838 amino acids. The transcript is spliced from 5 exons.